Messenger RNA from Fusarium graminearum PH-1, 2161 nucleotides. RefSeq lists its product as uncharacterized. The coding region runs from base 293 to 1111 and encodes 272 amino acids. The transcript is spliced from 6 exons. Gene Ontology annotation, biological process: signal transduction. NCBI's taxonomy places the organism in Eukaryota, Fungi, Ascomycota, Sordariomycetes, Hypocreales, Nectriaceae. The record is from RefSeq and is a predicted model, not a curated record. Gene Ontology annotation, cellular component: cytoplasm.
CCAGCCUACCAGCCCAGCCCAGCCAAGUCUCAUCCCCAACAACACUCCCCCCGUUCCCGUCAAUCCUACCAGCUCCUCGCUGUCCAGUUCGUCCCGCAAAACCAAAGCCACUUCUUUUUUUCAUCUCUCUACUUUACUCUACUCUACUCUUGGCCUUCCAUUCUGUUCACCGUUCACCAACUAUUUUUCCUUCAACUGAAAGCUUCUUCUCAGCUGAAUUUCGUUAUUUCCCCUUUCCUUAACAACCCUUGAAAUCUAAACCGCACGACUUCAGUCGCCAAACACCGCCAAAAUGGGUCACGAAGAUGCUGUCUACCUUGCCAAGCUCGCUGAGCAGGCCGAGCGAUAUGAGGAGAUGGUUGAGAACAUGAAGAUUGUCGCCGGUGAGGACCGAGAUCUCACCGUCGAGGAGCGAAACCUUCUCUCUGUUGCCUACAAGAACGUCAUCGGCGCCCGCCGUGCCUCCUGGCGCAUAGUCACCUCCAUCGAGCAGAAGGAGGAGUCAAAGGGCAACUCUAGCCAGGUUACCCUCAUCAAGGAGUACCGACAGAAGAUUGAGGCCGAGCUUGCCAAGAUCUGCGAAGAUAUCCUCGAGGUCCUUGACCAGCACCUGAUCCCCUCUGCCAAGUCUGGCGAGUCCAAGGUUUUCUACCACAAGAUGAAGGGUGACUACCACCGUUACCUCGCCGAGUUCGCCAUUGGCGACCGUCGCAAGGACUCUGCCGACAAGUCCCUCGAGGCCUACAAGGCUGCUACUGAGGUUGCUCAGACCGAGCUUCCUCCCACCCACCCCAUCCGCCUUGGUCUCGCCCUCAACUUCUCCGUUUUCUACUACGAGAUCCUCAACGCUCCUGACCAGGCUUGCCACCUGGCUAAGCAGGCCUUCGAUGAUGCCAUCGCUGAGCUUGACACUCUGAGCGAGGAGAGCUACAAGGACUCUACACUGAUCAUGCAACUGCUCCGAGACAACCUCACUCUCUGGACCUCUUCCGAGGCCGAGACCUCCGCUGCUGGUCAGGCUGAGGCUCCCAAGGAGGAUGCCCCUGCUGCUGCCACCGCUGAGGACGCCCCUGCUGCCCCUGCCGCGGCUGAGGAGCCCAAGGCUGAGUAAGGGAUUGUCGAGUGUGUUUUAUCUAUGCAGUUGUCGGGCGGACUGGUGUCUACGGAGUGGACGGAAGAACUCGUUUUUGAUCAAGAGCUUCGGCAUCGUUUCGGUAUACAGACAAGCGCCAAGGAGGGGCUGACUUUACACCAACGGGCUAGCAAGGAGUCUGGAAGAGAGUAAUUUUACGCUCUGCUUCCAGACUGUUAAUGCGUUGGCCGUCUGGACAAUAAAAAUACCAAAAUUACUUUCAAUACACGACGAUACAUGAUUAGUGAUGACUUGAAGUUUGCGUGUGCUUUGUAAAUUUCGACAUGGGUCGAACGGUCAGUUAGGGGUAUGAGGCACCCCUUUGUAGUUGUCCAUCAUGCUAAAACUGAGUUGACUUGGCCGUUAUACCAACCAGUUGACACCGUGGACCGGUUCCAGUUAAGCUCUCAACCCUCUUGUAUUCUUGGGAGAGUUUGGUGGGUUAAAUUUUGUCUUUAGAAGUAGUACUUGAAGGUUGUACAUCGUCUUCAUUUUCAUCCAGUACGGCAAAGUGAACCCGCAGCCACAAGCUGCAAUCAAGGCAGCCAACCACGAGCUCCCCCUCUUCACUCACUUCCUCCAAGUCAGCCUCACGAAACUCGUAGCUGUGCUCGUUUCCGCAGCGACAAGGACGGUACCAGCACUCCUGGUCCUCAUCGAAAGCCAAGUCAUCCAGAUCGACAUUUUCUACGCCUGUCUGAAAGGAGCCAUCCCGGCCCGCCGCCCCAGUCGGGCGAGACACUCGUAGUGCGGCGUCGUAGGCGACGCGGGCAGAAGGACUGGAAAGAACAUUAAGUGCUGUGGUGAUUUGAUCAACAGUAAAGAAAACUGAUGAUGGAUCUGAGUUUGCGACUUUGUCUGGGUGGUUGCGGAGGAGGGCCCGAUGAUAGGCGCGCUUUAUGAGGGGCGUAGAGUCAUGUUGGGUGUCGAGUAGAGCAGAUGUGAUGUUGAGAACCUGGUAGUGCGUGGCUGUGUCUGCCGACGAGGAUAUAGACUGAGAAGAUGUCAUGAUAUGUUUCCGUUUUCUGG